CCUCUUCUCACUUCUUCUUUGCCACUCUCUCUCCAUUUUCAUUCCCCUGUUUUCUCUCUCUAAAACUACCUUCACUUCAUUUUCUCUCUCCUAAUUUGGAUAUUAUUAAGUGGCAUUUUCAGUAUGGUUAAUCUUAUUUUCCUGUCGGUGCUUCUAGCUCUUGCCACGUGCCCCUUUGUCUCUGCCUUUACUGAUGGAUUACUACCAAAUGGUGACUUUGAGAAAGGCCCUAGGCGAUCGGACAUGAAGGGCACGGUGGUAGUGAACAGGCAUUCCAUACCAAACUGGGAAAUCUCCGGUUUCGUCGAGUACAUAAAAUCCGGCCAAAAACAAGGGGACAUGUUGCUAGUAGUCCCGGAGGGAGCCUACGCCGUGAGGCUCGGAAACGAGGCCUCGAUCAAGCAAAGGGUGAGUGUAACAAAGGGAAUGAACUAUGCCAUAACAUUUUGUGCAGCAAGAACUUGUGCACAAGAAGAGCAACUCAACAUAUCUGUUUCCCCUGAAUUUGGUGUACUUCCUAUGCAAACUUUGUAUAGUAGUAGUGGUUGGGAUUGCUAUGCUUGGGGUUUUGUAGCACUUUCGAACCUUGCUGAGCUUGUUAUCCAUAACCCUGGUGUUGAGGAAGAUCCUGCUUGUGGUCCCCUUAUCGACUCCGUCGCUAUGCGAGUUCUUUACCCUCCUAAGAGGACUAACUUGAACCUAAUGAAGAAUGGUAACUUUGAAGAAGGUCCAUACAUCUUCCGCAACACAACAUGGGGAACCCUAAUCCCACCAAACAUCGAAGAUGCACAUUCACCACUCCCUGGUUGGAUGGUCGAGUCCUUGAAGGCGGUCAAGUACGUAGACUCGAAUCACUUCUUUGUGCCCUCAGGCCGACGAGCAAUAGAGCUCGUCGCAGGGAAAGAAAGUGCAAUUGCACAAGUUGUACGUACCAUCCCCGGUAAACGUUACACUCUAAGUUUCUCCGUUGGUGAUGCCAAUGAUGCUUGUGCCGGCCCCAUGGUCGUCGAGGCCUUUGCAGGCAAAGACACUAUCAAAGUACCCUACCAGUCUAAGGGGAAGGGAGGGUUUAAACGAGCCGUGCUUCGCUUUGUUGCUACCCAAGCUAGGACUCGAAUCAUGUUCUAUAGUACCUUCUACUCGAUGAGGAGUGACGACUUCUCUUCACUUUGCGGCCCUGUGAUUGAUGAUGUUCGACUCCUUAGCAUUCGCGGUAGGCCAUGAAGGUUGAAGAGUUAACAAAAGGGUGUAUGAAAAUCAAGAUUUUAAUUACUACUACUAAAGAAAAUAUGAAGAAUUGUUAAUUUGAUUGGAAAAAAGAGUGGUAAAACUUAGGUUUUUUCUCUUAUAUGCGGAGGUAAUUAUAUGUAUAAUGCAAAGCAAUGUAUUUUUGUGUUGCGGAGAAGCAUUUAGCAGAGAUAAUUCUAUCUUAUGCAUGUUUUAAGUUUUAUAUUUAGGGAAGUAUUUUCGAAAUAAGGAGAUAUCUAAGUAUACUAAUGUAAAAUAAUUGUAUGUUGGUCAUGAAAUUUGGGGUUUUCUUGUAUGUUUAUUUGGAUCUUGUUAUGCCAAUUUUAAUUAUUAAUGAAAAGCAUAUGUAUUUAGCUUGAUAUUAUCUAAA
Messenger RNA from Chenopodium quinoa (quinoa), 1618 nucleotides. RefSeq lists its product as uncharacterized. Bases 124 to 1224 code for a protein of 366 amino acids. NCBI's taxonomy places the organism in Eukaryota, Viridiplantae, Streptophyta, Magnoliopsida, Caryophyllales, Amaranthaceae. The transcript has 3 exons. The record is from RefSeq and is a predicted model, not a curated record.